Molecule: messenger RNA, 1671 nt
Organism: Aspergillus melleus
Lineage: Eukaryota; Fungi; Ascomycota; Eurotiomycetes; Eurotiales; Aspergillaceae
Exons: 3
Coding region: 1-1671 (556 amino acids)
Cellular component (GO): mitochondrion
Source: RefSeq, a predicted model, not a curated record
AUGAAGAAGUUUCGUCGAAGACUUAUAUCACUCAUUGCCCCUUGCCAAGAACCGUGGGUCUAUUCCGAGCAGCGUGUUAGAUCUCUUUCAUCCCGCCAUCCCCCCAGUCCACCAACACUCCAUGAAGAAUUCUUUCGGAACACAUCACGACGAUGGAUAUUCAACGAAUCCGACCGUCUAAACGAACGAUACGUCAAGUUUCGACCAUCAGAACUCCAACGGAUAGCUGGCGGAGCAAUACAAGCCUAUUGCCCUGACAUCGCUAAGCUUGCAGAGGGCGGCUUCAACAAAGUGUUUCUUCUGCGAGCAGAAAAUGGGCAUGAGGUGAUCGCGCGAAUUCCUACGCCCAUCGCCGGACCUCCUCAUUACACAACAGCCAGUGAGGUGGCUACGAUGAAUUUUCUGCGAGAUAUCCUCAAACUGCCAGUUCCAGAGGUCUUGGCAUACUCGACAUCAUCAGAGAAUGUCGUUGGGGCGGAGUACAUUCUAAUGGAGCGAGUGGACGGGGAGAGUCUGUCUUCGCGGUGGUUAACUCUAACUACUGAAGAGGUGAGAGACAUCAUGACGCAGAUUGCAGAUAUGGAAAAGAAGAUUUUCGAUUUCCACUUUCCCGCUUAUGGAAGCUUAUACCACAAGAGAGAUCUUUCUGGGGAAAGCCAAGUACGGCUAGUGGAAGAUUUCUGUAUUGGUCCUGUCUCUGCUCGGCAGUUUUGGCAUGAUGAGCGAAGCAAGACAGAGAUUGAUCGUGGACCCUGGCUUUCACCUGUGGACUGUGUUACCUCCGCGGCUCGACGAGAGAUAGCUGUCAUUCGACAUUACGCCAAAGCUCAGCCCCGCCGUACAUUUCUUUUACCAACUGACUAUAGCAUUGAUCCCUCUGAGCAUCUUUCGCUACUUGAGAACUUCCUACAAUUAGCACCCUAUUUGACUCGACCAGGUCUUCACAGCGCUGGGACGCUGAGACACCCCGAUCUGAGUCUGAGCAACAUCUUGCUAGAACCUGGGUCCACUAAAAUCAUCAGUAUCAUAGAUUGGCAGGAUGCCGUGGUAUUUCCCCGCUUCAUGCAAGCAGGUUAUCCCGCUUUCUGUGAGCACGACUCCACCCAGCCUCAAAGCUUACAGAUCCCAUCUUUACCCGAUGAUUUCAACAAUAUGGACAUCGAACAACAGAGACAAGUCAAAGCCGCCUUUCGCUUAGAAGAGGCCAAUCUCUACUACACAGCCGCGACAGGUGUACAUAAUGAAGAACACAUGGAUGUGUUGAAGCUCCCUCAUUUAGGAAUGCGGCAGUAUCUCCUUCGCCAGACAGGAUACCCCUGGGAUGCAGACCUGAUCAACCUACGUGCUGCAUUAAUCGGCAUCACGACCCCGUCAGUAUGGAGCAACAUCUCCUCGGCAGCGUGCCCGGUUGUGUUCAGCGAUGAAGAGCGAGAGGCUGCCAUGGCGGAAGCGCGGGAAUGGAACGAGUCUGAACAGAUGUUGUCCCAGGUGAGAGAACACCUCGGUAUUGAUCCCGAAGGCGGGACCGAUCCGGAUAACUAUGAGAGGGCAGUCAAAGGCAAUCGACAGUUUCGGACGGAGAUGGUUCGACAAGCAGAGGUGGGCCAGGAGGAGAUCUGUUGGCGGAACUGGCCGUAUAAGGAUGACGGAGAUGAUAGCAUGCCUAACUAG